AUGGCUACUUCCCUACGUCUAAUUCUCUUUUCCUUCCUCUUCUUCGCGGCUGCCACAUCUUGUUCGGCAUUCAAUGUAACUCAGGUGUUGGGCCCGUUGAAGCAGUUCAGCACCUUCUCCAACUACCUGGCUCAGGUCGGCGUCGUGGGAAUGAUGACCAACCUAAAAAACGUGACCAUCCUCGCCGUCGACAAUGCCAACAUGGGCUCCAUAUCUGGCAAAUCGCGAGAGGAAAUCAAACGGGUGAUGACGAUGCACGUCAUCCCCGAGUACUAUGACUUGGACCGCCUCCGGAGCGCGCAAAAUGGCACCGCAUUGAUCCGCACCAUCUACGUGCUGACGGGGCUGGCCAGGGGCAAAGAUGGAAUGUUGUUGGUUACCAAGAGAGGGAAGGGCGGUCGCCUCUCCUUCGCCAGCGCGAUUCUUCCCCGCUCCAAGCACACGGUCAACCUCCUCCGAUCCGUCGUCGUUCCCUCGCGAAACGUGUCGAUUUUCCACGUCAGCGGCGUGAUUGUCACGCCUCCGCCUGUCGUCAGUGUCGCUAGCGAGGGAGCAGGCUCCGACGCCGCCGGCCGGAUCGCGGUGUCGAGCAAGUGGAUGGUGCGGCGGGAGUUCCCCAAGAAGCCGGCGGUGAACGGCGGGAUCAAGACGGGGGAUCUGAAUCAGGUGUUCAUGCCGAAGAAUUUGAAAGAAGGCGGCGACGGCGAGGAGGAGGAACUCAAAACUUCGGAGAAGGCAGAAUCGGAGGCACCAGCCAAGGCUCCGUCCAAAUCCCCGUCCAAGGGCGCCUCGCCGAAGAAAUCACCGGCGAAGGCUCCAUCGCCGUCGAAAUCCUCGAACUCCACCGCCGGGGGAAAGAAGGGGAAGUCACCGGCGACCUCCCCAUCGUCGUCGUCGGACUCUCCUGCUCCAGCUCCAUCAAAGAAGAAGAGCGACAGCCCGUCUCCGGCGUCGUCAAAGUCGCCCGCAAAGUCUCCCAAGGGGGCAAAAUCGUCGGAAGCAUCGCCAUCACACACGUCCGACGAUUCCCCGGCGCCUUCCAAGUCGGGUAAAGGCGACUCGUCGUCCGACUCUCCUGCUGGUGGAGCUUCUCCGUCGUCGUCCGACGACUCUCAAUCAAACUCGUCCCCUCCUGCGCCGCCGGCGGGUUCGGAUUCUCCGUCUGCGGAUAGCCCAUCGGACGAUGCCGAUGCGCCGGCAGCAGCACCUACCGGUGGUGCCGCUCAGAUGAGCCUUACCAAUGCCGGGAUGGUGAUGACGGUGAUGGCUUUGUGGGCCCUGGCCGCGUAA
Molecule: messenger RNA, 1290 nt
Organism: Linum tenue
Lineage: Eukaryota; Viridiplantae; Streptophyta; Magnoliopsida; Malpighiales; Linaceae
Source: the annotation of a GenBank genome assembly